Molecule: messenger RNA, 1967 nt
Organism: Silurus meridionalis
Lineage: Eukaryota; Metazoa; Chordata; Actinopteri; Siluriformes; Siluridae
Gene: barhl1a
Product: BarH-like homeobox 1a
Exons: 3
Coding region: 515-1414 (299 amino acids)
Biological process (GO): cell differentiation; regulation of transcription by RNA polymerase II
Cellular component (GO): nucleus
Molecular function (GO): RNA polymerase II cis-regulatory region sequence-specific DNA binding; DNA-binding transcription factor activity, RNA polymerase II-specific
Source: RefSeq, a predicted model, not a curated record
UGUGAUUGGCUGUUUCUCUUUAAGAAAGGAUGUCACCGGAGGUCCUGUGAGAUCGCUGCCUUCUUGCGCGCUAUUACGCUGGUUCACUCACCGCAGAAGUUUGAAUGUCCUUCUCUUCACGACUUGCACGGCACUUUUUCCCUGACAUAUAGACGAUUUCGGAGAUUUCGGUCGAUUUGGCGUAUUAGUGGUGCAGUACCUGGUGCCUGUCCAUGGUGCUGAAAGCAUCAUGCUGUUCCGGUUCUGGUUCACACAGAUUGGUUUGCACUUGUAUUACCGGAUCUGAACAAUUUAGGAGAAAGUCUUGGGAUUUUGGAAAAUACUUUUAUUUAUACUUUUACUACUUUUAUCUUUUAUCUAAACGAUUUCUCAAGAAGAGGAUAAAUACAUCAAGCUCAUUCUCGAUUAAAGGUCGAUCCAGACGCAGGACACUGAUUACACGUCACCUGAUGCGCAGAUGCUCGAGUGAAAGCACUGUUUUUAUUCACUCUCUCGUCGCUGUGUUUAUUGUACAAUGGAAGUGCCAACAAACGGCUCAAGUUUUGGGAUCGAUUCUUUGCUAUCGCACAGACCGCCGAGUCCGCGAGUCUCCACAGCGCGCACUUUAACGGGAGACUGCCGCUCACCGGCGUCCAGCACGCGCUCAGAGAUAGACAGUGACUGCUCUUCUCCACCGUCCCCAAGACGAGACUCUGAGCCCGGGUCUCCGUUAGUGAUGUCUCAGCCGAGAACAGUGACCUCCUCUUUUUUAAUCCGGGACAUUCUGGCGGACUGCAGGCCGCUCGCCGCGUGCGCACCUUACACCAACAGCGCAGACUCAGCGCGCGAGACCGAGGACUACACCGACAGACUGCACAGCAACUCAUCAUCAGACAGUGAAUACCGGGCUAAAGAUGAACCCGAAAGGGAAAUCUCCAGCAGCAGAGAGAGUCCGUCCUCACGCCUGAAGAAGCCCCGGAAAGCACGCACGGCCUUCACAGACCACCAGCUCGCGCAGCUCGAGCGCAGCUUUGAGCGUCAGAAGUAUCUGAGCGUGCAGGACCGCAUGGAGCUCGCGGCGUCUCUCAACCUCACAGACACGCAGGUCAAGACGUGGUAUCAGAACCGCAGGACAAAGUGGAAGCGACAGACGGCAGUCGGUUUGGAGCUGCUUGCCGAAGCAGGAAACUAUUCUGCUCUUCAGAGGAUGUUCCCGUCGCCAUAUUUCUACCCACAGAGCCUGGUGUCUGGUCUGGACCCUGCAGCGGGACUGUAUUUAUACAGAGGACCCACAGCGGUACCUCCGGCACUGCAGAGGCCCCUCGUACCCAGAGUUCUGCUGCAGGGUGGAGCUGAGACCCAACUGUCCCCGCAUCUGUCCACGCACAUGUCCCCGCUCUCUGCCUCCUUACCGAGACCCACACCGCAGCGGUGAACGGAUCAGGAUCCUCAUGAAGGACUACCACGAGCCACAACUGACCAGCAGCAGGACGCGUUUCUUAAAAAUCCCCCAGAGGACAAACCUGAGUGCAAAGUUGUGUAAAGUUUUAUCGAGACGAAGCCAAAUGACUGCUGCUGAAGCCUCGCGCAGCGUGUGGACACAAAAGAGGCUGUAAAGGAGGAAUUGAAGGUCCGACAAACCAAAAAUGACAGAUUUCAGCUGUCUGAUGACCAGAAACAACCAUUCAAAUACUUCAAAAUAACAACAAAAACGAACAUGCAAGAUAGAGGAACGUGAAUUGUAAAUAAUAAUAAUAACAAUAACAAUAAUAAUAAUAAUAAAGUUUGGACAAUCCGUUAACAUAACAUGCAUUUACAUACUUUUUUAUUUCUCGUAGUACAGUUGCGACCACUUUCCACAAACAUCCCUAAUUAUUAUCAUCAUUAUUAUUAUUAUUAUUAUUAUUAUUGUUUUUAAUUUAUUUGAAUUUUCGGGGCUGUAAAAAUACCCUUAAUGGAAUAAUACUUCGGAAAUUGUUUGUCCCUGU